AUGGUACCUCGGGCUCCGCAUCCUCCGUCUCAAGCAAGCAUGAAUGGAGCAGAUGGAAUGGGUGGCUAUGGUCACCACCACCACCACCAUCAUCAUGCCGCCUAUCGACCAGGAAUGUCUCAGCGUCUUGGAGGAGCAGCGUCGGGCGGGGCCUCGCGUCACACCAUGAUGGACUAUACUAGUAGCGGGGCUGGCGGUGGUGGUGCAGCUGCAGCCGCAGCUGCGGCAGCAGCGGCCUAUCGCACUGGCGCUCCAACGCAAGCUGGAUUAAUGGCACCUCCUCCGUCGACAGGUCUUCCACAGACACCCUACGGCGACACACCGAGUUCAUCACACCACCUAACAAGUCUCACCGCGCUGCUCAACUCCUCCACUGCUGCUGGUUGCUGCAAAUUUGAGGAGGAGAUGGAUACCUCGGGGUCUCUGCUGGGCACCAGCAUGGCACCCCCUUGCGUCACUCUUGAUGAGCGUUUCGGAAUCACCUCACUAUUAACCAGUCUUCAAUGGACCUAUGUGGAGCACAUGAAGGCCAUAAUCAGUUACUAUAUGGAUCUCUUUCAGAACGCAGACCACGAAGUCCUCGGUGGUACGCCCCACGUGGUCUUUUCCACUCCUCUUGUGUCCUCAGGAGUGGGUGCUGGAAUGGGUUCCUCCUAUCGCUCAUCUGGUGAUGACUCGACUACUCGAAGCAGUAGUCCACACACUGGUUCCAUGUUAAGUUAUCUGUCACAUGGGCUGAAGAACAGCAUGGCAAUGAAAUCAUCUCCAUCUUCAACCUCGUCACCACCGCAGACAAGCCCGACAAACUGCUCGAAAACGACAGCGACGGUAACAGGGAAGUCGGAGGAGGGCGGGGAGUCCUCGGUUGGCCUCGCUGGAACCACGGACGCGCUAAGUUGCGCGGCACCGGGGAGUAGCAGCAGUGGUGGAGGUAGUGGGGACGCUGUCUCCACUGGCGGUCUCGACUCCCGUUCUCCAGGGGCUCUGUCAAGGGACGAGAACUGUCUCAGUGAGGACAAUGACACUAUGGACACUGGGCUAGACACGCUGAACGACAUAACCAUUGAUGACUCGGCGCACACCUCAGUGGCCUACCAGGAGCCAGACUAUUGGUGUUCUGUGUAUUACUACGAGACGAACACGCGGGUUGGCGACACCUUCUACUGUGCCUCUCCCUGCCUCACCGUCGACGGCUUCACCGAUCCUUCCCGCGAGAACCGCUUUUGUCUCGGACUUCUCAGCAACGUUAAUCGGGGUCACCAAAUUGAACUUACUCGUCGACACAUUGGUACACUAAUCAUUCAUGCUUCGAAAAUGCUCGUCCGCCACGGUGUCGCUCUCUAUUACAUCGGUGGUGAGGUUUUUGCGGAGUGUCUGAGUGAUAGUGCAAUCUUCGUUCAGUCGCCCAACUGUAAUCACAUGUACAACUGGCACCCGGCUACGGUGUGCAAAAUCCCACCAGGUUGCAAUCUGAAAAUCUUCAAUAAUCAACACUUUGCGGCAUUAUUGAAGGAAAGUGUCAACAAUGGCUUCGAGGCGGUCUACGCACUUACUAACAUGUGUACUAUCCGAAUCAGCUUUGUCAAGGGCUGGGGUGCCGAAUACAGGCGUCAGACAGUGACCAGCACGCCUUGUUGGAUAGAGCUUCAUUUGAACGGUCCCCUUCAAUGGCUGGACCGUGUUCUCAGCCAAAUGGGGUCUCCUAACCACCCGUGUACGUCAGUCAGCUAG
This is a messenger RNA of Hydatigera taeniaeformis, 1731 nucleotides long. The record is from the annotation of a GenBank genome assembly. NCBI's taxonomy places the organism in Eukaryota, Metazoa, Platyhelminthes, Cestoda, Cyclophyllidea, Taeniidae.